This is a messenger RNA of Lingula anatina, 5203 nucleotides long. RefSeq lists its product as uncharacterized. Lineage: Eukaryota; Metazoa; Brachiopoda; Lingulata; Lingulida; Lingulidae. The record is from RefSeq and is a predicted model, not a curated record. Gene Ontology annotation, biological process: signal transduction.
UUCCCAGAGGCAUUGAAAACUUCCGGGCACUUUCGCCAAAAAGUGAAACCAAAAGGGGAAUGUCAACAGUUUUAUGAUAUAAGCGUCGAUAUUUUAUGACUUGUAUUAUGGCCUCGGUCAACAGAAGUCCAGAGGAGGAUUCAGCAAUGCAAUUGGAAAGAUCAUUUUCCAUUCAAGAGAAGUCGGAUGAUGAUACAGAAAAAGAUAGUGGGAAUGAAAAAGGUCUAAAUGUUGUGAGGGAAAAUGAGCAAGCGACAGCUUCUGAUGAGGAAUGCUGUGAAGAUAUGGAUGAAAAACUUGACCUAGAACAAAAGGAGAAAGAUAAAGAAGCUUCAAGGAAAUUGUCAGAAAAAGAAAGUGAUGGUGAAGAUGAGUUGGGAGGGCAGUUGGACACAGAGGAAGCCCAAGUGCCUGCUGAACCAUUGAUGGCACCACUAGUACUCCAACACAUGCAGGGCAAUGAACAAGGUAUCAGCACAGGAGAUUCCGAUAAACCCCCAGACACAAUGACAAGAACAGUCACCAUCACUAGCAACGGCGAUCCAAUGGAUGUCCUAGAAAUUGAGAAAUUUAUUGAAAUUGAAGCUGCAAAACUAUUAAGUAAUGAAUUCAGUCCUCUGCAGAUACAAGUUAGUGUGAGCAAUGUUUUUGAUGUCCUUGUGAGACACCCUGAUGAAGAAGAAGUGGUGGCAAGGCUAAUGGUUAACUGUAAUUACCCACAGAUAUGCAUGGCUUUAGUAAGGAAAUACAUGGCAGGGUUUCCUGAAGUUGACUUUGCUGAUGACAUUCACAGGUGGAAACUCUUGAGCAGCACUUUCAAACUUAUCGUAAAAGUGGCUGAUACAAGUAGGGAGUUUGCUAAGGGAAUAGGAUAUGGUUUCCUGCAAUAUGUGAUCGAUAUUUCUAAAAGGGAAAUAUGCAUUGACAAAGUUAAUGAAUAUGAGCACAUUGGUGACACAUUUGCAUGGGUGAUGGAACUGUUUCCAACAUGCUACAGUUCUCUCUCAGUAGAAAUGAAGGGCAGCUGUCAGCAGAUAUUUGAAGGGUUUAUGAAAUGUAAGCACCACGAAACCAAGAAUAAAGCUGGGAAAAGCAUGUUUUUCAUGAUGCUGAAAGACAGCUUAACUGCUCGCAGGCAAAGGACAUCACAUAUGACAGAAAAUGUGCACACAGAAGAAAAUGAGGAACUUGAAAAGGAAAUGAAGCCAGAUGCCAACCGUACUCCUUCAGCUUCGUGCAGACCCUCACAACCACCUCCUCCACCCCCUUCUGCAGACAACCAGUCUGCUAAUACAAAUGAAGAAGAGGCACAGUCUCAUGCUGCCUCUGGUUACCUGUCAGAGCUGAGUGAAGGCCUUACUAGCUUGCUAGGUGGAUUACUUGGGGUUUUGGCACCAGAGAAAAUGGCAGAGAAAGAAGGAGAACAUUUGCAAGAGAUUGGAAUGCCAAAAGUCUUCACGGAAAACAUCAAAUCCUGGUUGAAAGACAAGAACCGCUGGCUGGCCUUUAACCGAGAUGGUCAGAUGUGGGAGGCUGUGAAGGAAUGGUUCAGUAAGAUUUCAGCCAUCAGCAAAUACAGUGAGAGUUUUUGUGUGGCAUUGUGUGAAGUGGGUAUAGUUGAGGCGCUACUAGACAUUAUCACAAACCAACAGAUCAAAGAAGCCUACAUGAGAAAUGAUAAAGCAAAAGAGGUAUUAACAUGGUCUGUCAGCACUUUGCAUAGCAUUUCAAGCCUUAAUAGUUGGGCAAAAUGGUUUCGCUCACUGAAGAUCGAGGAAGCUACCAAGUUCUAUCUUUCGUCACAAAACCAAAAUAUCAAAGGGAUGUCAAUUCUGAUUCUGGCAAAUAUCACUGCAAAACGUGAGAAGGUUGAAUAUGAGUUCACAUUGGAGGAUGUGGAUUUAUUUCUAGCCACUUAUCUUGCUUAUAAAAAGGAAGGGAAGUCACUUGCAAACUUUUUGGCCAAGACAAACAUUCCUGGUAUUUUGGUUGAAAAUCUGGCCACCCACUUAUCAGGAGAAGUUGACUUUCAUGGAGACAUGUGGGAUCAGCUCCACCGCACCUUAGCCAUCCUACAUCUGUUCACAGAUAAAAGCAUCCUGUUUGCUGAGAAAGUGUGCAGGCUGCAAGUCAUUGAGACUGUCAAGACUGUGAUAGGAAAUGAAACUUACAAAUUAAGAAGAGGGGAAGAAAAUGUGCUGCGCCUCCUCCAGGUCUGCCUCAGCAUUAUUCAUCAUUCGGCCAGGAGUCCAGAUAAAACCCAUAUUCUGGUACCAGGCCUUUUCCCUCACUUAGGAUUCUAUGCAAAGUUGAAGGUUGUUGAUUCCCCACUACGCUAUUCUUCCUUUUUGACUUUUGCACAUGUUUAUGGUUGUAAACAUGCUGGCCACUUGAAUGUGAGGGAAAUAGUAGGAAGCUUCCCUGCAAUAGGCCUUGGGGAAGAAGAACUUGAUUUUGUGAACAAUAUGUGGAAUAGUGCAAACUCAGAAGAGGAGAAGGUGUUAGGAGAUUAUCUGGCAGCCACAGGGGGUGCUGUAACACAUACUGAACAGUUACAGAGACUAGUGUUGAAUGUAGAAAACCUGAGGAAUGAUUCUGAAUUCAGCAGGUUUAAACCUACCAUAGCUAACCUCAACAACCUAGCCUUGGUUUCUGAGGCCUUUUCUCAUGAGGCUUGCAAAAACGGGGCUGUUAAGAGUCUGAUGAAAGUACUUAGUUAUGACAAGUUUGAUCCCAAGGAACUUUCCAGUCGGGAGUCUACCAUUGUUGAACACUGUUUGUCUGCAUUGCAUGGUGUAGCUCAGUACCAGUGCAAUAUGCCAUUCUUUGAAGAGGCUAGAGUUGUUCCUGUUCUUAUACCCUACGUUACUUGCCGUGAUUCAGAGGCCGAAAUGAAGCGCCGAUCCUGGAAUGCACUUGCAUUCAUCCACUACCAUGAUCCCAAGCAGGUGGAAAAUGACAUGGAGAAAUUGAGAGUUACCAGUCUAAGCAGAAAGGACCUCGAGUUUUUCCUCAUCCUGUACAAAACCUCCUCAGCGGAAGUUCAGGAGGUUGUAGGGAAGCUAUUAGCCGCUAUCAGUGUGCCAGAAGUAAUUUGUGAAAAGUUUGUGGAGUCCAGUGAAAGAGCGCAGAAUACCAACGAAUCCCACAGAGAGUGGGAGUUCGUGAAACUACUUCUGCAUAAUGCCUGGAACUACACUGAUGUCUCUGAACUUUUCUCUAAUAAACUGAGAGAUGCAGGCAUGUUUAGCACCUUGCAAGAUAUUUUGAAAAAUUCAGACUUCAAGGACAAGCUGAAUAUUGAUGAGAACAUAAAGGAUGUUAUAUUAUCCAUUUGCAACAUUAUCUUCAAUUGUGUCCAGUUUGAAAGCAACCAAGAACAGAUGUCAGAUCUAAGGAUCAUCAACGACCUACUGCAUUAUUGUAAAGCAGACAUCAAAUGUAAUAAGAUCAAAGCUGUUGCCACUUUAGCCAUUGCUUUUCUUGUUGAUGAAGACAAUUCACAUUUAGUGAGAGCAGAUUCCAAAGCUGGCGUGAUCCGUUUUAUUUUGGAUACUCUUGAGGACUGUUUGUAUCACACAGAUCUUAGAGCUGGUGGAUUCUCCUCCAUAGAACUACUGAGGGGUCUGUGCCAAGUGGCCAUGAAUGAUGCCAACAAGGUCAUCUUGGUCUAUGAUGGGAUAGUUCCCAUUAUUACCUCUCUCUUGCGUUCUGGAGGUUCAGAGGAAAAACUGCUGUCAUCCAAGCUCACCUGGCUUUUAGCAUUUCAGAGAGAUAAUAAGCAAGUGAUGAGAGAUGAUGAAAAUCUGGUGGCAAUGUUGGAGCAAGUUGAACAUGACACCUGCAAGGAACUGAGGCACUAUGCACAAGGAGCUUCAUUUGAACUGCACAAGACCCAAGAAAAAAUCAACAAAGUACUUGAGGAGCACUUCAGACCAAGAGGAAGCCCAAGGCCCAGUGGAUGGAGAUAUGAUGUCAUGCUAAGCUAUCACCCAGAGAGUAGGCCUGUUACCAAGCUGGUUUGUGAAGCUCUGCAUCAAGAAGGCCUGAGAGUUUGGAUGGCGGAAGAUGAGAUGUCCUUUGGGGCAGCAACAGAAGCCAUUGAACAGUCAACCAUGGUGCUGAUGGCAAUGGACCACAGGUAUCACACCAGUGCUCGCUGUAGAUCAGAAGCUGAAUAUGCCUUUGACCUGCAGAAGUCUGUGUUGCCAAUGAAGAUGAAAAGAUCAUUUAAACCAUGUGGUUGGAUGGGGAGAUUUGUUGCUGGGAAAAUGUAUGUGGAUUUCUCCAAAUGUCAGGAAGAUGCAGGUUUUUCAGACUUGGUGAAGGAGUUAAUUGAAGAGAUAAGAAUGGUGCUGAGAUAUGCUAAUGAGAAACCUGUGUUUUUGUAAACAUCUUUUGCUGCCCCUUGGACUGUUUAAUGUGCCUUGUAACAAAAUGCAUCACUAGUAAGGUCUCUAGAGUGUGGCAGAAAUAACUGUGAUAGAACAAAGACUGUAAAUCAGUGGUGUUUUUGGUAAUUAAAAUACUCCACUGUAUCUCAUGCUAUUGUCUCUAAGUAUUUAUCUGCUGAGUAAGAUAAAUUAUGAUUUUAUCCUUGCACUGUGUGUAUUCGUAUUUUAUAUACAAACUCGAUUUAAGUUACAUAAUUCUUAUAUAGUGGCCCAAGGUGAGCAAUUAUGUGUCUGUGCCUACAUGUACAUGUCAGCUUACAUCUGUUGUUGAUUACAUUUAUGAUUCAUUCUAGACCUUUGGUUAGACUGAAGAUGAAAUAAGCUGAAAAAAUGAGUGCAACUAAUUUUGAUGAUAUUUAAUUUGAAUAGUUAUAACAGAACUAUCAUUUCAGUUAUCAUGACUGAUCUUAUAAUAGUGUUACAAAAUAUAACAAAGUCUUCAAAACAUUUUUUCCCAUUAUUUAACAGUAAUUGUUGAUCUGUGAAUGAUAAUUUUUGGGAUCCACGAUUUUGCUGAGGGAGGUUGGUACAUAAGAGGUGAGCCAAUGGUAAACUUUAUAUUAACCAUACUUCUCUUGGCAUGGAAAGAAAAAAGAUCAUAGCUGAAGCAAAAGCAUGUGUCCUCCUUUUUCUUAUCCACACACACAGAAAAGAUACACAUGCAUAUAUGUCAUCAAAGCAUAUUCUUUUGUUCACUGCUAUAACUUGUAAUUUGAAUUUCUGUGGGUAAAAUAAAGCUUUAAUUGAUU